AUGCGCGCCCUCCUCCUCCUCGAGCCUCUGUUCUCGUCGGCGGAUGGGGGAAGAGGCAGCGCAGGAAUCGACGUCGAAGAAGAGCUCGCCGAAGAGACGUGGCUGGAAAUCAAAGAGGAAACCCUUGAUUUCGCUGACGAAUUAAGGGAGCAGGCGAUCGAGGCAAUGGUGAAGCGUGGAUUUCCUUUCGACAAGGAACCAGGCGUGAAAGACUCGUUUGAUUUCGCUCAGGCUUACAGAAGCACGAUCUCGACUUCAUCAUUUAUGGCUGAAGGCAGUGUGGACAGAGGCUCACCGGAUAGGCUUCAGACGACGCAUGCGGAAGGUAGUAAAGAGGCUACACGCGGGAAGGGGAUUUUCGGUUGUGACGUGUGUGGUAAGAAAUUCACACGUAAGGAAAAGGUCGUGAUUCACAUGAGAGUACAUACAAAGGAGAAACCAUACAGCUGUGAGGUUUGCAAUAAGCCCUUCUCGCAGAAACAUACUCUAAAACAUUUCUUAGUUAGUCACAAAGGAGUACAUACAAAGGAAAAGCCAUAUAGCUGUGAUAUUUGCAAAAAGGCAUUUUCUUGGAAAAAUUACUUAGGAAAUCACGCCAGAGUACAUACAGGACACAGGCCUUAUUCCUUUUAUUUGAGAAAGCUCAUUGAGAUCUUGUCGGUGACUUACACUGUGUUGGCCAAUUGGACAUUCCAGAUCGAUAAAGGAGUAAUAGAAGCGGGAGGUGUGGGUGAUGUGGAGGACGAGGUGGAGGACAAGUCGAAGGUGGUGGACCCGCUGUUCCCCGAUGACUUGGACCACAUCCCUUACUCGCGACCCAGGUUGUCGCCAGAAGAGAGCAUCAAGAAAUCAAAGGAAUUUUAUGAGCUGAUGGACACUCGUCGCUCCGUCCGAUUCUUCAGCGCUGACCCCGUUCCGCGAGAGGUCAUCGAGAACGUGGUCAGAACGGCGGGCACCUCCCCUUCCGGCGCCCACACCGAGCCCUGGACCUUCGCAGUGGUGGGCGACCCCGAGGUCAAGCAGCGGGUUCGAGAAAUUGUGGAAGAGGAAGAAGAGAUUAAUUAUAAGAAGAGGAUGGGAAACCAGUGGGUGCAGGACCUGAAGGCGCUGAGGACUUCGUGGGUGAAGGAGUACCUGACGACGGCCCCCUGGCUCAUCCUGGUGUUCAAGCAGACGUACGGGAUGCUUCCCGACGGUCGUAAGAGGAACCACUACUACCACGAGAUCUCGACGGCGCUGGCGGGCGGGAUCCUGCUGUCGGCAAUACAUAACGCGGGUCUUGUCACCCUCACCUCGACGCCCCUCAACUGCGGUCCCGCCCUCAGAACCUUGCUGAACCGCCCACCGAACGAGAAGCUCCUCUUGCUCCUGCCAGUGGGCUUUCCCUCUGACGAAGCCACGGUGCCCGACCUCAAGCGGAAACCACUGGAGGAUAUUAUGGUUGUGGUGUGAGGGAGGUUUCUUGGUUCGAGUUGUUUCUUUCUUGAGGGUUUUGUGAGGGUUCUGAGAGUGAGAGACAUGAGGGUUUUGUGAGGGUUCUGAGAGUGAGAGACAUGAGGGUUUUGUGAGGAUUCUGAGAGUGAGAGACAUGAGGGUUUCAUGUUUCUGAAGAGAAUUCUAUGAGGCUCGUAUGAGGGGUUCGUGAUGUAUGAGUUUUCAAGAGGUUUAUCUUGUUUUUGUCAGGUUUGUAUGAGAUUUUCUGUGAUUUUUCGAGGUUCUCAAAGUUUCCGAUUUUGUGAGUUAUACUUUAACAUAAGUUUUUAUAUCAGGAUGUGAUGUAUGGAGGUAUGAGGAGCGCUUUCAUGAGGCUGAAUGAGGAUUUAUGAGGUUUUGAGGAUACAGGACGUUGUCUGAAUAAAGAGCUGCGUUCA
Molecule: messenger RNA, 1871 nt
Organism: Penaeus vannamei (Pacific white shrimp)
Lineage: Eukaryota; Metazoa; Arthropoda; Malacostraca; Decapoda; Penaeidae
Source: RefSeq, a predicted model, not a curated record